AGAUCGCGCUGUCAGUCAUGACGUGGGCGUGGUGAGGAGGUGGGGUCGCAAACGGCGCCCUGGGGAGAACCGGCGUUUUCUGUCGGUGCCAGAAGUGGGGGCCGGAAGCAGACAGUCUGUGCAGGGAGUCUGCACGGUUUGCCGUGUGUCCCUCCUCCUUCCCCUCCGAGACGGUUUGUCCUAUCACCCCCCUGUAGCCCCCAGGGACGGUUUGUCGCGCUCCUUCCCCAGGGGCUCGAGCCGCUGACAUGAAGCUCACUCUGGGCCGUGCCGUUGUCCUGGUGACUGUGGCCGGGCUCGGCUUCUGGAUGUUCCGCGCGUGGCUAAGUAGUAAGGAGCACGUGUUCAACCGGGAAGACCUGAGCAAGCUGGCCCGGCAGUACUCAGGUCUUAAUCAUGACCAAGCAUUCACAAAGGUUGUGGUUGAGUUAAGGAAAAGGUAUCCUGGUCACAUUCUUCCAGAUGAGGACCUGCAGUGGAUCUUCGUAAAUGCUGGUGGCUGGAUGGGUUCUAUGUGCCUUCUGCAUGCAUCGCUAACUGAAUAUGUGCUACUUUUUGGAACAGCAGUGGACACGGGGGGACACUCGGGUCGGUAUUGGGCUGAAGUGACUGACACUAUUAUCUCAGGAACUUUUCAACAGUGGAAAGAAGGGACAACUAAAAGUGAAAUAUUUUACCCAGGUGACACUAUCGUCCAUUCCAUAGGUGAAGCCACAUCUGUGCGCUGGAGUGCUGGAACAUGGAUGGUUGAAUAUGGUAGAGGUUUCAUUCCUUCCAUGUUGGGGUUUGCAUUGUCUGAUACAAUCUUUAGCACACAAGAUUUUCUUACCCUUUAUUAUACAAUAUCCGUCUACACAAAAGCACUUAUUUUGGAAGCCCAUACUUACCUCACAACAGCUGGAUUCUUUUGAUGCUGGGUAGAGACCAUUUUGUAAGGUAUACAUUUUAUUGGUCUCUUUUUGACAUUGGUUUAUUUCACCUACUGUUUGAAAAUUUACUUGUGUUCAUCAGUUCUAGAAAAUUUGCUUGUUCUUUGUAUGCUACAUUUUUUCUGAUAAAAUUCCAAUCUUUUUAUGUCUCUACAUUGAGCAAAACAAAGUAUUGUGUAAAAGAUCAAAUCAGAAGUAUAGAUCUGUUUGCAUAAUCUCACAUAUGUCAAUUUAGAUAUCAAUGUUUUGCUGUAUCUUUUAGAACUAAUUUGGAUGGUAAAUUGAGAAGUCCAGGACUAGGAACAUGUUGUUAUUUUUAACCACUGAAGUGAAUCUUUAGCAUGUUUCCAUAUCUAAACUACUAAACCUGAUGGUAAAAGAUGUUUCUUAGAUUUGGUUGGUUACCUAGAUAUUAAGUUCUGUAAAGCCAUUGAAUCAAGCAGAUUUAUACAUUUGAGAUUAAAUUGUUAAUUGGGUUUAAUUCAUAAUUUUGUCAUAAAUUGUACACGUUCAUUCAUGGUGUAAAUUUUUUAUGUCAUUUGAAUAUUUCAAUAUUCUGAACCAAUAUGACAGAUGGAAUUGUGAUAAGUUGCAGUGUAGAUGUGUUAAAAUACAAAGAAACCUCUUGUUGGUCUGAUCAACACCAGUUAAUAUUGUAUUAGAGGCAUUUUGAGAUUUCAGAAUUCCAAACAGGUUCAGUUGCAGUCUUCAUGUUGGACCGAGCUGUCAAUAACUUCCCACCUUUUCAUCUAAUAUGUACUUUCCCCCUCCACUUGGAGCACUACCCAGCACAUAGGCAAUAAGAAUGCCUAUGUGCCUGUGCAACCUCCAAAUUGCCUAAUAUGUUAAUGGCAAGACAGUCACUUCAGAACAACUUCCCAAACGUUUUAAUCACCAAAUAGUAAGCAAUGUGUAAUUCAGUUUGAAUUAAACAGACCUCCAUGACACUAGCCCACACAAGCUGACCAUUCACUAGAUCUUGCUCUGAACCAAAUACAAAGGUAGAUUCUUCCCCCCUCCCCACCCCCCACUUCUUGGUAUCAGUAAGAAAAUUAAUAUUUUCAUUGCAGGUUGGUGAUGGUGCUGAGUCCUCACUUGCUCUUUGGUGGGUAGAAUUACCACUAAUAUAGUAGCAUUUUUCUCCCUCUCACUAGUUUAUAUAUGAAAAAAAUUGAUGGAGAUAAUUCAUUUGAUGGAUGUUUUACAUGUGAUCAUUUAAUUAAGUAAACUUUAUUAAUGGCAUUUUCUACCAGAAAUGGUGUUUCUUUGUGGAAAGCCCGUAAUGACCAUGUUCACCUGGGUGGUUGUCUGAAGGUUUUGCAGAUGUUCUGCUUGUUUUUGAAAACUUGAUUUUUUUUUCUUUGCAUUUUAACAUGUAUGUUUCAAAUGCAACUGAGUUAUCCUUUUGAGGGGAAUACUGCAGUCCUGAAAACCUGCUCACAACUCAUUUCUUAGAUUUAAAGCAAUAUCUCCAAAUUCCAUGCAACCACCACAAACUUACACCAUUAAUUAAAAUACAAGGUAAUCUUGAUCCAAUUAAGGCCAGUUUGAGGGCCGAAGUGUGAUUGGGAAAGUAACUACUUAUAAGUUUGAAUAUAAAAUGUAAGUAUUUCAAAUUCUAUGCAAAGUAAUACUGUACCAAACAAUUCCGCUUUUAAAAUUCUUGCAUAUGCAAUGAUCCUAUACACCCUUUUUCCUUUCCACACAGAUUUGUUCAUAUUUGUUGUAUGCACUUAGCUUUAUUUUUCAUGUAAAUUCCAUGUCAGAUAUGAAUUUUAUUUACACGUUUCUCCAGCACACUCUAAUUUGGUUCAGGUUUCUAGCAUCUGUAGCCCUUUCUGUUUAUUUCAGCAUCUUUGGAUGUUGUUGAUGUAGCUUCUUUACUCCAUAAAAUGUCAAGUAUUUUAAAAAUUUCUAUAGCUAAUUAAAUGCUAGCAGAAUUUAUUGUUUCUUGUUCAUGUUUGUAGCGUGAUCACCGUUCUUGACAUAUUAGUUCAAAUAGUAAAUAGGAGAUUGUGUCCAAAUCUAUCUUUGAACCAAGAAAAAAAAUGGUCCGAUAUAUGCUGCUUGCUGUUUUGGAUCAAUUUAAUAUCAAACUUAAAUCUUAACUCUGCAAUCCUCAUACUGCAUGCAUGAUGUUGGAAUAAAUCUGCAAUAAUUCAAAUAAGAUUUUUUUUGGAUUGGGAUAUUUCUGUUAAAGCAUGGGUCAAAAACGUUUAGACAGACAUUGCAUGGAGUGUGACAGUAUGAACAUUUUUAGAUGUUGGCUUUUCAUUGAUAAAAUCACGUGACCUAAACUGCUCAGUGUAAAAGUUUAACUAUACUUUCACAUGAAAUUUGCAGUGGAUCGUUGCAGUGUUCUGAGCCAACUUUAAUUGAGUACUUGACCUGCCAGCAGUCAGUCCUGAUUUUUUUUUUUUGUUGGGUGUGGCAAGCCUCAAGGUGGAGACCUCCUGCCUCUCUUCAUUCAAUAAGUUUUAGUCCUCACUUGGUCUCUUUUACAUUUCCUUUUGUUUUUGUUUUUAAAUUUACAUUAAUGUUGAAUGUUCUUCUUGAGGCUAUAGCUUUGAUUUUUUACGCUGGUUUUGGAUGGACACAUCGAGGUAUUCUGGCAAGUGUCCAAUCUUGCAUGCUGAGACUCAAAGGUAUUUGACUUCCUGCGCUCAUUUGUAUGUUCUUGACCUUGCCUAGCCAGCAGACAAGUGGAAUAAAAGUUCAGGCUACAGGAUAUCAUUGUUGUGAUCUACAGCAAUGUUCCCCAGCAGUUGAUUGAAUGGUGAGUGGGAAGAUGCUGUGGUGAUAUGCUAGAGGGGUGGGGUGGAAGCUGAGAGUGAGAGAAAUCCAAGAUUUACUGGAUCCUGGUUCACAGGCAGUUUUUAAACUAUAACUUGUCUGUUCUGAUCCUUGACUUAGUUGCAAAAGAUUUUGCCUGGUGAUAAACUUAUUGCUCAGUCGCAAGGUGUCAGGUUGGACCAUGAUGAUCUUCUUGGAGCCCGACAUGUAUCUUUUUUAUUCUUCAAAGAAAAUCCCACCACAUAAAUUUACGAUAUUUCGGAUCAUGGUAAAAAAAUGACUAGGUAUGUCCCUGCUCCAUUUUGACUAUAUUCCACUUGAUAAGGAGUUACAGUCUGUAUUUUGUAUUUUAUCUGUUAGUAUUCAACUUCUUAAAAUUUCUGUAGCUAGUACUGCUAUUGGAAGCAAACGUAGAAAUUGUAUUACAUGUGGAAUAAAGCUAAAGUCCCAAAGUUAUGGAAUAUAAUUAUUGCACUAAUUAGUAAAUUAAAAAUAAAGUUGAGGAAUUCGAAGUCAGCUAAAUGUCUUGAGUUAUUUUUCUUUUUGAGGAGUGUGGUGGGAGGUUGGGGUUAAGUGGAACUUAUUCUCUGUUUUGCUUUGUUUUAUUUGAUGUAAAAUAGUGAAAGGUAGAAAACAUAAUUGCUGAAAAGAGAGUAUGCACAAACAUUCGUCUUGCACUCAUUAGGAGAAAACAUAAUGCCACAUUUCAAAUAUUCAUAACAGUUUGUAUCACAGGAGAAUAGACUGCUGAACAGUUCACCAGUUGACUCUGGCCAAGACAUCACCAUGACAUGUAGGGAGCAUCUAGUCUGCUUUGGUUUCUCCAUGGCAACCCCUUAGUCAGAAUCAACCUUACCAUUGUUGUGAUCAUUUUGAAAUUUGGCGUUCUUGUCUUUUGUGCAAGAGACAAAACUCAAGAAUGUCUUUUUUUUCAGCAAUAUUGAAGAUCUGUAUUGCCAGGCAAUUGUUUGAAAAAUAAUGUAUGUAUAUUCAAAUGUGGCAUUUGCUUUUUAAUCAAAAGUUUUAUUUUUUGUUUUGGAAAUAUUGCUCAAAUAUUUAAAAGAGCUUCUGUUCCAGUCUACUGCCCUACUUGUAUUUGUAAAUAAACACUGAUUGAUAUAUAACUGUCAAGCAUAAAUAACCAUGUAUUAUGUAA
This is a messenger RNA of Chiloscyllium plagiosum (whitespotted bambooshark), 4878 nucleotides long. RefSeq names its product sigma non-opioid intracellular receptor 1 (gene sigmar1). The record is from RefSeq and is a predicted model, not a curated record. NCBI's taxonomy places the organism in Eukaryota, Metazoa, Chordata, Chondrichthyes, Orectolobiformes, Hemiscylliidae. Gene Ontology annotation, cellular component: endoplasmic reticulum.